GCCAGCCCCAGGUGCGAGCAUCCCCGCAGCCCCCCAGCCUCCUGCUGCAGAACGGUGCUGGCGGUCCAGGCGGUGCCAACGGGGAGGCGGGGAACGGGGUGUUCCGCCCAGUCCCCAGCGCUCAGAAGCCCCACCGAAAGCUGCAGUCGCACCACUCCAUCAACAGCCAGAACAGCAAGAAGAGCAAGGGCAGCUCCAAGUCAGCCUCCUCCCACAUCCCUAUUGAGGCACAAGAAGACUGCUGUGUCCACUGCAUCCUCUCCUGCCUCUUCUGCGAGUUCCUGACCCUCUGCAACAUCGUGCUGGACUGUGCCACCUGCGGCUCCUGCACCUCCGAGGAUUCCUGCAUCUGCUGCUGCUGCUGCAACUCGGGCGAGUGCGCGGACUGCGACCUGCCCUGCGACAUGGACUGCGGCAUCAUCGACGCCUGCUGCGAGUCGGCCGAUUGCCUGGAGAUCUGCAUGGAGUGCUGCGGGCUCUGCUUCUCCUCCUGA
Molecule: messenger RNA, 494 nt
Organism: Pterocles gutturalis (yellow-throated sandgrouse)
Lineage: Eukaryota; Metazoa; Chordata; Aves; Pterocliformes; Pteroclidae
Product: myoD family inhibitor-like
Source: RefSeq, a predicted model, not a curated record